GCCGCGCCACGGGUGGUCGCGAGGCGGACGCCGGUCCCGGAGCCUAACCAUUGGCCACUGAGCCGAGCCGGCGCUUCCCCGCGCGGGGGUGGCAGCACGUGCCGGGGGCGAGAGCGGAGACCGCAGCUAUGGCGUCGUUACUUUGGGGAGGCGACGCUGGGGCGGCAGAGAGCGAGCGGCUGAACAGCCACUUUUCAAAUCUCGUCCACCCCAGGAAGAACCUCCGUGGUAUUAGGAGUACCACAGUCCCAAACAUAGACGGCUCUCUUAACACCGAAGAUGAUGAUGAAGAGGAUGAUGUAGUGGAUUUGGCAGCCAAUUCACUCUUAAACAAGUUAAUCCGUCAGUCCUUAGUAGAAUCCAGCCACCGAGUGGAAGUCUUACAAAAGGAUCCCAGCUCUCCACUCUACUCGGUGAAAACAUUUGAAGAACUACGGCUAAAGGAAGAGUUACUAAAAGGGAUUUACGCAAUGGGAUUUAACAGACCAUCCAAAAUUCAAGAGAUGGCCCUCCCUAUGAUGCUCGCACAUCCUCCCCAGAACCUCAUAGCACAAAGCCAGUCGGGAACUGGAAAAACGGCCGCCUUUGUCUUAGCAAUGCUAAGCAGAGUGAAUGCCUUGGAAUUGUUUCCACAGUGCCUCUGCCUGGCUCCUACCUAUGAACUGGCUCUGCAGACUGGCCGUGUGGUUGAAAGGAUGGGGAAAUUCUGUGUGGAUGUUGAAGUGAUGUAUGCCAUUCGAGGAAAUCGAAUUCCUCGGGGCACUGAAAUCACCAAACAGAUUAUAAUUGGUACUCCCGGGACUGUCCUAGAUUGGUGCUUCAAGCGAAAAUUGAUUGAUUUGACUAAGAUCCGUGUAUUUGUCCUGGAUGAAGCAGAUGUGAUGAUUGACACCCAAGGAUUCUCAGAUCAGAGUAUUCGUAUCCAAAGAGCUUUACCCUCCGAAUGCCAGAUGCUCCUCUUUUCGGCAACCUUUGAGGACUCUGUGUGGCAGUUUGCUGAACGAAUCAUUCCUGACCCCAAUGUUAUCAAGUUACGAAAAGAGGAACUGACCCUGAACAACAUCCGACAGUAUUAUGUGUUGUGUGAAAACAGAAAAGACAAAUACCAAGCCCUGUGCAACAUCUAUGGCGGCAUCACCAUUGGCCAGGCCAUCAUCUUCUGCCAGACACGGCGAAAUGCCAAGUGGCUGACUGUGGAGAUGAUGCAGGAUGGCCACCAGGUGUCCUUGCUAAGUGGGGAACUCACGGUGGAGCAGCGAGCGUCCAUCAUCCAGAGGUUCCGAGAUGGCAAAGAGAAGGUCCUCAUCACAACCAAUGUCUGUGCUCGAGGAAUUGAUGUGAAGCAGGUCACCAUCGUGGUGAACUUUGACCUUCCUGUAAAUCAAUCAGAAGAGCCAGACUAUGAGACCUACCUCCACCGUAUAGGACGGACAGGACGCUUUGGGAAAAAAGGUCUCGCCUUCAACAUGAUUGAAGUGGAUAAGCUGCCCCUGCUUAUGAAAAUACAGGACCACUUCAAUAGCAAUAUUAAGCAACUCGACCCAGAAGACAUGGAUGAGAUUGAAAAGAUCGAAUAUUGAAGAGAGGCCUUUGUUGUUUGUGGGCUUUCCCAGUUUGUGAGAAUGUUGCAGCAGGUUUUGAAGAUAAUUUUCUAUGUUGAGGCUCUGUCAAGGUGAAACUGUCACAGACAACAAAAUAAAUGUCAUGGUACUCUUCA
This is a messenger RNA of Peromyscus leucopus (white-footed mouse), 1717 nucleotides long. RefSeq names its product DEAD-box helicase 25 (gene Ddx25). Bases 129 to 1580 code for a protein of 483 amino acids. The record is from RefSeq and is a predicted model, not a curated record. Gene Ontology annotation, cellular component: cytoplasmic stress granule; nucleus. NCBI's taxonomy places the organism in Eukaryota, Metazoa, Chordata, Mammalia, Rodentia, Cricetidae. Gene Ontology annotation, biological process: poly(A)+ mRNA export from nucleus. Gene Ontology annotation, molecular function: ATP binding; RNA helicase activity; RNA binding. The transcript has 12 exons.